Pseudoliparis swirei is the source of this 2287-nucleotide messenger RNA. RefSeq names its product MKKS centrosomal shuttling protein (gene mkks). Gene Ontology annotation, biological process: intracellular transport; developmental process; protein folding. The coding region runs from base 295 to 1989 and encodes 564 amino acids. Gene Ontology annotation, cellular component: cytoplasm; nucleus; kinociliary basal body. NCBI's taxonomy places the organism in Eukaryota, Metazoa, Chordata, Actinopteri, Perciformes, Liparidae. The transcript has 4 exons. The record is from RefSeq and is a predicted model, not a curated record. Gene Ontology annotation, molecular function: ATP binding.
AGAAAAUAGUAAAAACGACAUUAUUAUAUGUUUUAGUAUAAGAUAUAGCUAUAUAAUAUAUAAAUGGUAGCUAUAUCCCAAAUGUGUUUGUUUUAUUUCAGGCAAUGUAAAAGCGGUCUCUAAUUAUCCUUGGCGAGCAAAGGCGAUUACUGUAAAGGAUGCAAAGUAAUUUACUAACAAAGGUCGCUAAAGAGCUGCCACUCAAGAAGUUAACUCACUGUCUAACGUUACGACACGCCACACUCCGUCGACAGCGGUCUUGUGAAGCUGCUCGGAGACGUUUCUGCUUCAGUGAUGUCUCGACGCGAUAAGAAAUCUCCGUCGGUCUGUACGGACUUGCCGCUGGACAACGCCGACAUUUGUAACAAGCUCCACCUGCUGAGGCAGCUUCUGAAAUCGUGUUUUGGCCCAACAGGUAGACUCAAACAAGUCCACAACAACAUCGGAGGACACGUCGUCACCACCUCCACCUCAUCCGUUCUCCUCCCAGCCAUUACCUCCUCGCAGCCUUUUAUCAAUCUGAUCAAAACCUCCAUCCUCAACCAUGUCUCUCGCUUUAGUGACUGCGGUUUGUUUGCCGCCGUUCUUUGUUUAUCCCUUAUCGAGCACGCGACACGGUCCGGUCUCCGUGGAGGCGCUGCUAUCAGAGUGAACAAGCACCUGCUGGGGCUGUGCACCAGUUACCUCCAACGGGAGGACUGCGGUUGUAAAAUUAAGCUCGACUUCUGCAGCACUCACAGCGCGGUCGCGUUGGCGCGCAGCGUUAUCUCCAGCAAACCAGCGUGCGCGCUCACGGAGCCGGAGGCACUUCACGUCAGCACAUUGACUGUACGGGCUUUUUUGCUGACCGUGCCCUGUCAGAGCCCAGGGGAUGUCACUCUCGGCAAAACAGUGACCGUCUGCGUUGAAGGCCACCCUGUGCUAAACUCUGCAGUGUUUCCAGGUUUGCUGGUGGACGCGCCCGACGUCUUACUUGUCGGGCUCUCCGAUCCACUGCGUGUGGUGUUGUUCAGUGCGUCUCUGGCCGGAGACCUUGCUGAACUGGGAGAUGGGACGAUUGACGUGCACCCGGGUGCAGACACGGACUUGCAGAUACUGGAUCAGCUUCUAGAGCUCGGCAAGCGGGUGGUCCGGGAUGAGGUGAAGCUCUGCGUGUGCCAGAAGGUCGUGCACCCAGUCCUGCAGCACUACCUGAAAGGUCAUGGCGUCGUCGUGAUGGAAAGACUUGGACUCGCUCUCAUGGAGCCACUCGCUCAGCUGACGGGUGCUCAACCUGUGGCCACAUUGCACACCACCAUCCCAGCCACAGCCUACGGGAAGGUGAGGGAUCUCAGUGUCAAGCAGUUUGGAUCCAAGACGAUGCUGCAUUUACACCCUACUGGGGAGUCGUCCAUCUGCACGAUGAUCCUCUGCCACAGGAACGAGACUAUGUUGAGUGAGCUGAAGGUGGCGUGCCAGAAGGCUGAACAUGUGUUGAGGCUCACCUUGAGAGAACCAUCUGCCUUACUUGGAGGUGGGUGCACAGAGACCCACCUGGCUGCUUACGUCAGACACGAGAGCAUGAAAGAAGUCCUGGAGACCGUAUCGGCCCUCGGGUGCUCAAAGACGGAGCAUCUUCGUGGCGUGGACGCUUUCUGCCACUCUCUGGAGUCUGUGGCCGCCGCGCUGCAGCAUGACGGCGGGGACUCUUUCAUGGAUCUGACUCACGCUCACCACUGGACUCACCCGGCAGAUCACAUGAAAGGACACGUGGUGGAGGAGAGCUCGGGCGUCUGUGGCUGUGGCCUGAUGGAAAGUAGCCCAAAUCAGAAGUGGACUUACCUCAACACUAAUUACCCACCGUUCUCACCUGCACCUCUGUCUCGAGAGGCAGCUGUUCGGCCACGCGUGCUCGACUCCUUCACGGCGAAACUCAAUGCCUUGCAAGUUGCCGUGGAAACUGCUAAUCUUGCACUGGAUGUGCGAUAUUUAAUUCAAGAUAUAAACUAGCAGAAUAGGCCUUUUCUCCAAAGUGGAACUUUAUAGUUUGUGAUGGUAAUGGUAAUAAAUGGUGUUUCUUUUUUCUUUUUUUUAAGUAAUAUUACAUUACGACACAUAGUGUUGCCAUUGCCUUGUGUAAAGAUCUGAAUGUUGUCUUUAAGGAUGUUAUCUUGCAUCCCCACAAAGGGUUUAACUACUACGAGGAGGUGAGGCUUCCCGAAAAAGAUCGAUAGCUUUCCAACUUCUGUUUUUUCAAAAUAUGAUGGUUUCAAAAUAAAAGUUUCUUCUGGCUGGAAACGGCACUUUU